UGUGGUUCCUCUAGGGGAGAGCAUUUUUGCUAACUCUAGGACUUUAUGCCUACUAUAAAGCAACAACAAUGGAAACUCAAGAGGGUCUUAAGGAGGAAGAGGUCAUCUGUAACACCAACAGAUUGGCAGCUGCAGAACAAAUGAUGUUUUCUUCAGUGGAGACCUUUGAAAUCAGUGAGUCAAAGUCCAAGAAAAAAUGUGGAGGACAUUGUAUCACGUCUGCAAUAAUCAUCUACUUGGUCCUGUUUACAGCAGGUGUGGGAUUUCUGGUGAUACAAGUUUUGAGUCUACAGAAGGAAAUGGCUUCCCAGAGAUCUUGGCUUCUUACACUUGAAAGACUGUUCUUUCCCAAUGGAACACUGGAAUCCUCCCUGGACGAAGAAUCAGGUCCAUCUUUCUCCUAUAUGCUGUCCAGCAAGUCCCCUCUCAACAUUAAGACUGAGAGAGAGAAGUUUCUGCAAAUUGAAAAGGCAAUCACUGAAGUGCAGGCCAGCCAGAAAGAAUUAUGUGGAAGGAUGGACAACAUUACCAUGAACCCAGGGUUUCGGGGGAACAAAGGUGAUCCAGGCUCUCCAGGACCCCAGGGGGAAAAAGGUGCUGCUGGGUUACCUGGCUUGCCAGGUAUGAAGGGAGAAAAGGGAAUCUCUGGAAGGGAUGCAAUUCCAGGACAACCUGGACCCAGGGGACCACCAGGGAGCCCUGGAGCCCCAGGCAUCCAAGGACCAAAGGGUAUUCCAGGAGAACAAGGACCUGCUGGUAUUGCAGGACCCCAGGGUGAGAAAGGCAUCAAAGGGGAUGGUGGCCUGAUAGGCCCUAAAGGUGAAGCUGGGGACAAAGGAGUUAAAGGAGACCAGGGACUCACAGGAAGCAAAGGGGAAAUGGGCCAGAAAGGAGAUAGAGGUGUGAUGGGACAUCCAGGGUCACCUGGUCUACAGGGUGUCUCUGGGGAGCCAGGAAAAACUGGAAUGAAUGGGUCCCCUGGGCCAAAAGGAGAGCCAGGUCAGCCCGGAGCUAAGGGUGUCCCUGGAAUACCAGGUUUGCCAGGAGUUUCUGGUGCCAAGGGAGAAUCUGGCAAAUAUGGCCCCCCUGGACCACCAGGACUUCCAGGCUUGUCUGGCAUUAAGGGAGCACCAGGUGCAAAAGGAGACAAAGGAGAUUCAGGACAAAAAGGAACAAAAGGAGAAGCGGGAGUUUCAGGUCCUCCAGGUCAGAAAGGAGCCCAAGGAAAUGUGGGGAAUAAAGGUGAACCUGGUGCCAAAGGAGAAAAAGGAAACCACAGCCAAAGACACUUGGUUAGAAUUGCUGGUGGAAGGUCCAAAGGCCGUGCUGAAAUUUUCUACGAUGGUGCUUGGGGCACUAUAUGUGAUGACUCCUGGGAUAAUCAGGAUGCCACUGUCUUCUGUCGCAUGAUGGGGUACAGUUCAGGGACUGCAGUCUCCAAUGAAGGAGGAGGUUCUGGACCAAUUUGGUUGGAUGAUGUUAAAUGCAGUGGGCAUGAAAUUAACCUCUGGGAUUGCCAGAAAAGUCCCUGGGGCUCUCAUAACUGUCAACACAGCGAAGAUGCUGGAGUAAUAUGCAUCUGAUUCCUACAGAGAACAUCCCAUAUUGUUCCCAAAAUCCUUGAAGCCCAACCUGUAACCUGAUGCCAAUCCUUAGGCAGCUAGCUUCACUCUCAAGGUGUCCUAUGUUAAAUAUACAUGCUUGUCUAUGUGUAGAUGACUUCACUCUGUAUCAUUCUCAUGCUGCUUAAGGAAAGAUCCUUAAGGAAAGAAAUAAAAAAAAGCUCUGCUUGACACACUCA
Vombatus ursinus (common wombat) is the source of this 1801-nucleotide messenger RNA. RefSeq names its product macrophage receptor with collagenous structure (gene MARCO). NCBI's taxonomy places the organism in Eukaryota, Metazoa, Chordata, Mammalia, Diprotodontia, Vombatidae. Gene Ontology annotation, cellular component: membrane. The record is from RefSeq and is a predicted model, not a curated record. The coding region runs from base 69 to 1583 and encodes 504 amino acids. The transcript has 16 exons.